AUGGAAUCAUCUUGAAAAUAUGUCUAUAGAAGAUUGUCGAUGGAAAUGCAAAGACUGGUGUCAGUAACCGAAAAGAUCCAGGAAUGUUUUGUGGUGAAACCGAACAACCACAAACUUUUAUAUCAGAGACAAGUUUUGUUAAAGUCGUUUUUCACACGGACAACUUUACUGAUCAAACAUAUUUCAGUUUCGAUUCUAGAGCAGAACAACAAUUUGAAGUAUAUUUACGUUAUGGUCAACAUCCUGAACUUUACCCAAACAGACGAGGAGAAGUUGAAUCUGGUUCAUAUUGCGAACGUAAAUUUCGAGAUUGUCGUUUACAAACAUGUUAUGUUCAAUCACCUGCAUAUCCUGGAGUUUAUCCGAGAUCGUUGCAUUGUAGGUAUCAUUUAAAUACAAGAUUACCUUUUAUCAAAUUAUAUAUCGAAAAUGAAGAAUUUAAUAUUGAUGGACAAAGAUGUGAAAACAUUAUGACAUGCCCAAUGAGACCAAUUUCAUCAGGUUCCGAACAUUGUCCAUAUGAUUAUAUUCGCAUAUAUGAUGGGAAAGAUGAAACAAGUACAGUUAUUGGUACAUUUUGUGGAAUGGGAAAAUUCCCUUAUUCAAUAAUAGGAACUUCUCAAGAUUUGUUCGUUGAAUUCAUAACUUCACCAGCAGGUCCACUACUUAAUACUGGAUUUCAUUUCAAUGUUGGAAACUGGCCUGGGCAUGUUGAUACAGCGGGAAGUCGAAAUGGGACAUGUGAUUGGUUACUGACAUCCAGAUCUUUGAAACAAUCUGGUGAUUCGGAAGGAAUAUUUCUAUCAGUAGCUCAUUGGUAUCCCCCACAUACAUCUUGCACCUACCUAAUGCAAGGAGAAUCUGAUGAGAUUGUUCGCUUAUAUUUUCCUAGUUUUCGAAUAAACCGUAUCGAAUCACCUAUAUCUCCAAUGGAAGGCGAUUGCGGAGAAUCACUAACAUUAUACGAUGCUUCAUGGCCAGAUGAUUCACGCAUCAUUAAAACAUUUUGUGAUACAUUUUCGAAAGCUAUGGAAAAACACGAUUUUGUCUCAUCUGGUAAUGCACUCUUUGUACGGUUUGAAAGUAAAACUGGGAGCUAUAGUGGAUCUUCCUUGUAUUAUUGGGCACAUUACGAUUUCUUCAACAACACAGCAAUGGGUGAACGAGUUCCACAUACUGCUUGUGAUGAAUCCUUCACAUCUUGGAAAUCACGACGUGGAUCUUUAAGAUCGCCACUGAAUACAUUAAUUUACAAACAUGCAGCUGCAAGUGAAGAUGUAGCUUGUCUGUAUCGUUUCAUCACCGAUAAACGUUUAUUUGCGCGUGUCAUUCUAACAAUAACUGGAAUAUAUUUUAAAGAACAUCCAUAUAAUACUGGACCGUGUGGACAUUGUUAUGAAGAUCGUGUAGAUAAACUCUUAGUUUGGGAACCAAUUCCUCCAGGUGGUAACGCUUCAAGUCCACUUAUACCCAUUCAUAAUGCCUUACAAUCAGGGAUAGCUCAAUGCUUUUGUAAAGAUGAAAACAUAUUUCCAAAAACUAUCAUAUCCAGUGGUGAACAAAUAAACUUACAAUUAAUCGUGGAUAAUGCUCAUGCGGCAACAAGUUAUUUUAAGCAUCCUAAUGCAUUAUUUAAAGCAAAAUAUGAAUUUGUACAUGGUCCAUUAUGUGGCCCCCCACUCAUAAAACCUGCAACUGAAGGAGAAAUUCAUUUCCCAUAUUACGAAGCACUUGGAUAUGUAGAACCGCCGAAAGAUAUUCAUUGCAUAUGGGAUUUAGAAGUAACAAAGGGUAGAGAUUUAUGGUUACAUUUUGAUCGCAUUAAAUUUGCUUCAAAACAUUGCGAGGAAGGAAAAGUCGUCAUAUAUUUAGCAGGCAGAACUGACCCACAUUUAAUUGUAUGUGGUGAAAAUGUUAGUGUAUCUCAACAUUUACCAAUUUUCCCAGCUUCAGAACUUAUUAAUGUAGAAAGUUUGGAAGCUGAACAAACAAUUCAAGUGCAUUUUAUUGCUUUAUCAUCUGCAACGCGUAAUGCAUUCAAAAUUGCCUACACAGAAUUGUAUCAUUUACCAAGAAAUGAGGAUGGUAGUUUAAUGCAAUCACGACUAACAGAAGGUGGAGAGAUACCAUCAGACAGUCCUAUGGAAGGAUGUGAAUUCCCAUGUCCUGGUGAAGGUGGUCUUUGUAUACCAUCAAGAUUAGUUUGUAAUGGAAUUAUAAACUGUCCGAAUGCAAAUUCGAGUGUUGAAAUGAAUGAUGAAUCUCCAGCUUUAUGUUUGAAAACAGAAACUGAAUAUAUAAAUUGGUGGGCGAUUGGUUUAGGUGGAGCCAGUGCAAUUGUUGUUGCAAUUAUGGUUAUUGUUUUAUUAUGCCGUUGUUGUUGCCGCAAAAGACACGAGAGUCAUAUUGAUGUACCAUACUGACAUCACCGUAGCCAGUUAACAGCUCAUCAUCCGAGUAAUUAUGCUGUUGACUGGUAGUAUUACUUUUUUAAUUAAAAUAGACCCAUUAAGUUUAUGGGUGUUUCAAAAAAGUAGACAUCAAAGUUGGAAUUUUAA
This is a messenger RNA of Chrysoperla carnea, 2558 nucleotides long. Its product is annotated as cubilin-like. The transcript has 6 exons. Gene Ontology annotation, molecular function: protein binding. The coding region runs from base 84 to 2423 and encodes 779 amino acids. Gene Ontology annotation, cellular component: plasma membrane. NCBI's taxonomy places the organism in Eukaryota, Metazoa, Arthropoda, Insecta, Neuroptera, Chrysopidae. The record is from RefSeq and is a predicted model, not a curated record.